UUAACCUUAAUCACCUUGCUUAAGUCAUUUAAUCUCCAAAGUAAAGCAACCGUAAUUACUUUUAAUGUAACAUUACCGUAAAUCCCAAUUCAUUUCUUCCCAUUUUCACCCAUCAAUUCAAAUUCCGGGACCAGAGAGCCACACUUUCAAACCCCAUUAAUGGAGAAAUAGGCUCUUCAUGAGUUGAAGCAAGUUUUAAUAAUCAUUUCAUCCUCCACUACACGCAUAUAAACUACAAACUUAUCAUGCUUCUUCUUCUAACUUCCCCCAAAUGGACUUGAUUUUCACCCACCAAGAAGAGAGACAACCUGUUCCAAUUACCAAUCAUUCGCUUAACCGCAGUGGCUCCGAUCGUUUCAACCCAUUCUUAACUCUGAGCUGCUGGGUUUCCAAAUCUUCUCAAAAACUGCGUCAUAGAGCUCGAUUUUCGACUGGGUUUUGCUGCGGAGGGAUGGAGUAUAAGGGAAUGGUGGUGAAUAACUCUACGUUUUGUUCUUCCCCUGUUUUUCUUGAAGAAGUUGCGAUCGAAACUGGAGAGAAAUGCGAUGGGUUUGGUGAUGCACGUAAGGUGUUUGAUGAAAAGACUGGGGUUGGGGAAAGUAGUUUAAGUGAUUCCAGUUCUGAUUUGUUGUCAUCGGAAGCAACAGGGCAUGAAGGGCAGAGCCAUGAGGAAGAGUCAUCGUCGUCUUCUUCGUCGACUUUAAUGGGGUGGCCGCUUCACCGGACGGCGGCUGAAGAGCGCAAUUUUGACGGCCGACAACUGGAAACACAAGUGUCACCAGUGUCAGAGACAGAGAUGAUGAAGGAGAGGUUUGCAAAGCUGCUACUGGGAGAAGACAUGUCAGGGUGUGGCAAUGGAGUCUCUACUGCUUUGGCCAUAUCUAAUGCCAUCACCAAUCUCUGUGCCACUCUAUUCGGACAACUAUGGAGAUUACAACCUUUAGCCUCUCACAUAAAAGCAAUGUGGCAAAGAGAAAUGGAAUUGCUGCUCUCUGUUACCAACCACAUCGUCCAACUGAUACCCGUUUCCCAAACAUUCCCAGAUGGAACCAAACUCGAGAUAAUGACUUCCCGCCCUCGUUCAGAUCUUUACGUCAGUCUCCCAGCUCUUCGUAAGCUAGAUCACAUGCUGCUCGAUAUAUUGGAUAGUUUCGUUGAUUCUGCGUUCUGGUAUGUUGAUCAAGGGAUUCUUGCCGCCGCCGACGCCGAUAGGUCUUCCUCGCGGCAAGAGGACAAGUGGUGGCUUCCGAUCCCCAGAGUCCCGAGUGGAUCAGGCCUCUCCGAAGCUGCAAGAAGGCAGCUGCAGCACAAGCGCGACAGCACUAACCAAAUUCUCAAAGCUGUCAUGGCUAUCAACUCCCUUACUCUGGCCGACAUGGAUGUCCCUGCUUCAUAUCUGGAGGCACUUCCAAAAAAUGGACGAGGCAGCUUAGGAGAAGAAAUUUACAGGUACAUUUCGUCGGACGAAUUUUCCCCUGUUUACGUAUUGGAAUGUCUAGAUAUCUCCUCCGAACACCAAGCCGUGGAGAUAGCCAACCGAGUGGAAGCCGCAAUGUACGCAUGGCGGAAUUCAUCACGUUCCACUUCAAAAUCGUCGUGGGAAAUGCUGAAAGAAUUGGUAGUGGAUGCAGAGAAGAGCCAAGUAUUUGCAGAGAGAGCAGAGUCCUUACUCUUGUGCCUCAAACAACAGUUCCCCAAUCUCCCUCAAACCAGCUUAGACAUGAGUAAAAUCCAAUUCAACAAGGAUGUGGGGAAGGCCAUUUUGGAGAGCUACUCACGAGUGCUGGAGAGCUUGGCGUUCAACAUUGUGGCUCGUAUUGAUGAUUUGGUUUAUGUGGAUGAUCUGACGAAGCAUUCCGACCAAAUUCCGGGGAUUUCCCAACUGGGAAUUAGUGGCCGGAUUCAAUUCCCGGUGCCAUUUUCCAGCUCCCCGUUCACCAAACCCAGCUUUUCGGCUGUGGAUCUUGUUACCCUUGCGAAGGGAGGAACACGAUCGCCGAUUCACAAAGAUAUGGUUCAACAACCAGAAAAAUGUAAGUAGAACAUAGGACAAGAUUAUUAAAUUUAAAGAUUGUUGGUGUUGGUGGUGCAAAUAUGUAACAUAAUCUUUAAUUGUAUUACAAGGGUUGAAGCCAAAAUAGAGUUCU
Cucurbita moschata (crookneck pumpkin) is the source of this 2147-nucleotide messenger RNA. RefSeq names its product rop guanine nucleotide exchange factor 7-like. Bases 272 to 2041 code for a protein of 589 amino acids. Gene Ontology annotation, molecular function: guanyl-nucleotide exchange factor activity. Lineage: Eukaryota; Viridiplantae; Streptophyta; Magnoliopsida; Cucurbitales; Cucurbitaceae. The transcript has 7 exons. The record is from RefSeq and is a predicted model, not a curated record.